AUGCUGGGGAACCACUCGACCACUAGAGCACAGGUGCUGCCAAGGCGCAGCUCCGUGGUGCUCACUCUCUGUGCAGUCACUGCCAAGAGAAAAGAGUUCAAGGCGAAGGACUUUGUUUUUGUGGUCCAGGACUCCAGUGCUCCAUCCCGUGAUUUCCUGAACGACGCCACCUCCCAGCAGAAGUGUGAGGCUCUGCUCAAGAUGCAUCGUCAGCUGACUCAUGAGCAGAAGGCCUGGCGCACACACCUGCAAAGGCUCAAAGCAUUUGAAGACUUCGAGCUCAGCGACUGGAACACGCAAACUGCUCGGCAAGAGGAGAAGCUGGAAGAAGCCUGGUCCACGCACAGCCUGGCUUUUUACCAGGUCCACGAGGCCAGUGACAUUGCGGCGGCCAUGCGCCUGGUGGCCAGCCACCGCCAGCUGGCAGACGCUCUCACCCCCCUCGCGCGCGCAGAUGUUCCAGUGGUCUGCGAAUGGAACAUCCCAAAAGCUGGCGUUGAUGCGUCAAAGCACAUUGGCCCUGUGGUCCAACACAUUGCCCUCUCGUGCAGCUCUGAUCCCCAGAUGACCAUCCACAUUGUGCCACUUGGGAUCCCGCCGUGCCAGCCAAUGUAUGGCAAAGGCGAAGCCACUGGUGAUCAGCGGCUUGAGAGCAUCCAGCAGCACAUUGACCGCUGGCAUGCCGAACUUGUGAAGCCCCAGCACAAGCUCCUGGUGCGCAAGGUCCACGCCACCUGGGAUGCUGCCACCUUCUACUCGCCUGACCGUGAGCUGGGCUGGGAGGUUUGGCUUGUGCUGUCAGAGUCUGUGCGCGCACGCAACAAGACCCACGUGUACAACCACAUCUUUGGCAACAGCACCCUGAUGAAGAGAGGGGCCUUCCCCACAUUCCUGCAGUCCAUGGAGCGACGGGACUUCAAGAAUUGGAGGGUUCCCCUGGGCUUUGAUGGGAGUGGCAAUGUGCACCGCAACCAAGCUACUGAAAUGCUUCAGUGGUUCAGUGGCUCAGUGCUGCACAGCUGCAUCAUUGAGGCUCUGGCUGCCAAUUCCAUCCUCACAGAUCAGAGCCGCGUGCAGGUGGCUGACUGCUUCAUGCUAGACGACCAGCCUGUCGCCAGCUGCAUCAGCCUGAAUUGCCAGGAGAAGGCGGGCGUCCCCAGAGUGGCCUACAUUGGGGUGGCCUGGUGGCACGAGAAGAAGCUGACCAGGGAAGUGGUCCAGGAGAAUGUGGCGUCCAGCGCCUGUGCCAUGCUCAAGCAAAGGCUGCGGCAGAAGACCUACCGUGUGGACACUGGAGUUGCCAUCCCAGACGUGCAGGACAAAGCGGGCAGCAAGCCAGGAGCUCGCCCAGAGCACGAUCCAAAGGACUUCGAGCUGACCUUUCCACGUGCCAACCUGGAGCUGCCGCUGAAAGUCCCAACCAUCCGCCAGGCCGAGGCACUGGGGAAUGCCAGCGUUCCGGAUCCAGCUAGCCCCCAGGAUGCCACAUUGACAUUGACAUGGGCACGCAUGCGGCAGCUACAUGACAAUGAGUUUUGUCCCAGUGGAUUUGCCUAUGAUCCAGACACACCCAACAAGCGCAAGGCUGACCCUCAGACGGAAGGUGCCCGCCCAGCUGUCAAGCUGACACCUGUCACAGCGCCAGAUGGGCUGCUGCAGACUGGGGUGGCCUCCAGCGAGUGGCAGGUGCUGCUCCAUCCAAAUGGCGAGCUGUUCCUCAAGGCCCUCAAGGAUGGAUCCACGUCCAGCUCCGAGACCUUGUUCUGGGUCAAGGGCAGCUUCAAGGUUGGGGCAGUUGCCAAGGAGGAGAAGCAAGCUGCAGGGUCCCAGCAUGUGCCAGCCGAGCUUUCAGAAAGCUCUCGAGUCACACUGGCCCUUGAGCCACCCCAGCCGGACAAAGAAAUCCCGAAGUUCCCCAUCACAGUGGACGCUGCCCUGACCUGCCUGGCUGGUCACCGCCUUGCAGUCUCCCAGAUCUUCAAGCACAAGCAUGUGGACCAGGCGCAGGGCACGCAGAAGUACAAGGUCACACCCCUGGAGGACAUCGUUUUAGUGCCAGACACAAAGCCUCUUACUGGACUGAAGGGAGUGGUGGCCACUGACAUGCUGUCCACCUACGCCAACCUCUCCAAGCUCCAGAACCUUGAGGUCAUCAACACACUGAAGUACAAUGUGAGCACCAAGGGCUUGAAGCAAGGGCUGCCAGCUGUGCACUUCACCAGCUGCUUCCAGCUGAAGGAAGGCGAGACGUACAAGCUCUGA
This is a messenger RNA of Effrenium voratum, 2262 nucleotides long. The record is from the annotation of a GenBank genome assembly. Lineage: Eukaryota; Dinophyceae; Suessiales; Symbiodiniaceae.